AUCGCGAGAGUCAGAUGACCUGGCAACGCGUACAGUGCAAACAUGGCGGCGAACUGUGAUUACAAACACGACGCGUGAGUUCCUGUUGACUGUGGGCUCAGCGCAGUGCAUUUGUAGUGGAGAUACUCUGAAAUUGUCAUCUGAAUUUAGUAAAAUACGUACACUGAGGGAGACUGUUUGAUUUGUAAGAUCCAGAGCACAAGACACGUCUGACACGAAUUAAAGAAACAACAGGCCACUGGAUUUACCUCUGAAGACGACGGCAUGUCAGGUGCAGGUCAAAGCAGUGAUGGUGGUGCUGGACAGGACGCAGAGGCUGAUGGAGAACCGCCUCACGAGGCUUAUCUUCAGGGAGGGGUGAAUGAAGAAGAAGAAACACCACCAGCAGCGAAGCAGCCUCGACUGGAGCUGGAUGAUGUGGGUCUUGAUUUACACCUGAUACAGGCGCCUGUGGUGCCCUCAGUGGAGACAUGUGGGAGUCAAGGUGCUGCUGGGACUCUAGAAGAAGUUGCCUGUCAACACACUGAUGAAACAGAACGUGCUGUGGGACCUGAGGAAAUUGAAGGAGACGUGGAAUGGCAUCAAAACGGAGCAGAGAUCAGAGAAACGCUCGGACAGACUGAGGAGGACGGAACAGAUGAGUCUGAGAAGAAGAGUCCAGAAGACAACUCUGCUGAGCAGCACUAUCAAUGCCUCGACUUCAGUCAGAACCCUCAGAUGCUGACGGGCUCCUGGGCCGAAUACACCCACACCGCUGAGAAUUACCUCAGAGGCUGCAAAUGGGCUCCAGAUGGUUCCUGCAUCGUUUCAAACAGCGCUGAUAACGUUCUACGUGUAUAUAACCUCCCACCUGAGCUGUACAGCAGCCGCUGGGACAUGCUUUCUGAGAUGAGUCCAGUGCUGAAGAUGGCAGAAGGAGACACCAUCUAUGACUACUGCUGGUUCCCAAAGAUGACCUCCAUGGACCCGGAUACAUGCUUCAUUGCAAGCAGUAGCCGGGACAACCCAGUCCACAUAUGGGACGCGUUCUAUGGGGACCUCCGUGCGUCUUUUCGACCCUACAACCACCUGGAUGAGCUGACAGCGGCCCAUUCCCUGUGUUUCUCUCCCGACGGUUCUCAGCUCUACUGUGGCUUUGAUAAAAUUGUCAGGGUCUUCCACACUGACCGUCCUGGGAGAGACUGCGAGGAGAGGCCCACCAUGGUGAAGAAACAGGGUCAGACUGGCAUUAUCUCAUGUAUUGCCUUCAGCCCAUGCCAGACAAUGUACGCCUGUGGGUCGUACUCUCGUUCGGCUGGCAUUUACUCUUGUGAGGAUGGUUCUCUGCUGGCUCUGCUGCCCACUCGACACCACGGAGGCCUUACACACCUGAUCUUCUCACCCAAUGGCUAUCACCUGUUUACCGGCGGCCGCAAGGACUCAGAGAUCCUGUGCUGGGACCUGAGAGAUCCAGGACGGGUUCUGUUCUCUAUGUACAGGAACGUCAAUACAAACCAGCGUAUCUACUUUGACAUGGACCAAUCUGGACGAUAUCUACUGAGUGGGGACACCAAUGGUGUGGUGUCAGUGUGGGACACCCUCACAGCGCCACCUGAUGGGAAUGAGGAGACACUACAGCCACUGCUACAGUUUCAGGCGCACACAGAUUGUGCUAAUGGCAUCAGUGUGCACCCUUUCAUGCCAUUAGUAGCUUCGUCCAGUGGUCAGAGGAAGUUCUGCUGGCCUUCUGACAGCGAGGACUCUGAGUCAGAUUCAGACGAGGGAAAUGUGAUGUCAACAAACGGCGUACGACAGGACAACGCUCUGGUGCUGUGGUGGGCUGGCCCAUUGGGCUCAACCAAUGAGAGAGUGCCGGUGGAGGAGCCAGCAGUUAUUGAAAGCUAGAACUUUUGAUUGUAAAACUGCACUCCAGACAGAUCCAUAAUCUACUGCCAAACCUAUAAUAUACUGUUUGUUUAGGUGAUUUGUAAUUCAGCAUUGAUUUUAAUAGUCCUUAGAAUAGUCCUUUUUUUUUUUUUUUUUUUUUAAAUCUUCCAGCCUUUUUGCAUGUCGCUAGGUUUGUAAACCUCAAUCAGUAAAAGUCUAAAAGUCAAGACAAACCAAAGUCUAUUGAAUUUAAAUUGGUUCUGACAACAAAUUAUGAUUUAGAUGACUUGGACCACUGAUCUGAAAUAUGAAUAAUUCAUUCAUAGAUUUCAUUUUGUUUGGAUGGAUUCUUAAAUUGAUGUUUACGUUGUGAUUACUAGCAAUGCUUUCAGGAUCUGCCCUGUCGCUGCUGGAGUGUGAUACCUCUCAGGUUUGCGAUUUAGCUGCGCAGCCUUUUCCGAUUUUUGCAUUGGGUUUGUUUUCCUUUCACCAUGUAAAACCUGUUUUCGGGAAACACGUCAAGUCUUGCCUAGGACUAACUUUAAGGCCUUUCAGUGAAGACAGAACAGUUAUUUCAGGAGCAGGUUUAAUCCGUGUAAGAGAUUAUUCUGACUUUGGGAAGGUCUGUGUAUGAUGGACUGAGACUGAGUUUAUUUUAUGUUAAAUGUGCCAUAGAGCUACAGUGGACAGCUGUGAAUAUAUUUUUAUAAGCCUGUAAUCUGCUUUAUUGUGUGUGAAUGUGGUUGGUUUCCUGCCUCUCAAUGAGCCUCGUUGCUUUAGCUGAGGCUGCACAUUCCCUUUUAUAAUAACCCGUGUUUAUGUUUGCUUUGUGUGUGCACGCGAGAGAGAGAGUCUUUGCAUAUUCUAAUGUUAGCUGUCGUCUUGACACAAUGGUGUGCAUUUUUACAAAUGUACACUUUUUUUACAGCUUUACCUUAUAUGUGUGUGUGUGUGUGUGUGUGUGUGUUUUGUGCCUGUAAUUUUCUCUUUAAAGCAGUGGGUUUGAAUGUUUCAGGCUUGCUAAACAUGCUCUUGUCAGAGUGCUGAAUAUCAUAUUACAUCCAUUGCUGAAAGCUUCAGUUGUUUGUACAAAUGCGUAACACAAACCUUAUCUGUACAUUUUUCCUGGAUUGUAAGCCACCUCAUUCAGGUCUGCUUGUGGUUCUUUCUGCUCAGAGGAACCGUUUGCAACAGGUAGUCAUGGUGGCUGAAAAGAUUAAUAAACAUGUUUAUAUAAAAA
This is a messenger RNA of Megalobrama amblycephala (Wuchang bream), 3106 nucleotides long. It is a transcript of the gene wrap53, whose product is annotated as WD repeat containing, antisense to TP53. Gene Ontology annotation, biological process: Cajal body organization. The record is from RefSeq and is a predicted model, not a curated record. The transcript has 11 exons. The coding region runs from base 265 to 1884 and encodes 539 amino acids. Lineage: Eukaryota; Metazoa; Chordata; Actinopteri; Cypriniformes; Xenocyprididae. Gene Ontology annotation, molecular function: RNA binding; protein binding. Gene Ontology annotation, cellular component: Cajal body.